Molecule: messenger RNA, 297 nt
Organism: Staurois parvus
Lineage: Eukaryota; Metazoa; Chordata; Amphibia; Anura; Ranidae
Source: the annotation of a GenBank genome assembly
GCAGCACUGGUGGGUGGGCACAGGUGGGUGGCACUGGUGGGCACAGGUGGGUGGCACUGGUGGGCACAGGUGGGUGGCACUGGUGGGCACAGGUGGGUGGGCACAGGUGGGUGGCACUGCUGGGCACAUGUAGGUGGCACUGCAGAGUGGCACAGGUGGGUGCACUGCUGGGUACAGGUGGGGGCACUGCUGGGCACAGGUGGGGGCACUGCUGGGAACGGGUGGGCGGGGCUAGUGGGCGCACUGCUGGGCGGAACUUGCGGGUGUCACUGCUGGGCACCGAUCAUCAGGGCACUG